GGCUGGGAUAUUGAAUGGUUAUCUUUUGUGUUACAAAAAUUAACAAUAGGGAAUGAAGACACAUCUUGGCUAUGCUAGCCAAGAAAACCUUAUUCAAUUCUAGUCGAGAUCGAAGAGAAAGAAGCUAGAUGUAAGAUGGAGGCCAGCGAGUGAUUCCAGGUUUGCCAUCUGAAAUAGCACACCUCUCACAAACCCCACAAGUGAUUCUGCUUUUUCUAUCACAUUAUCAAACUAUUUUGCCCAGAUAAUCUGCCCAGCAUACGUUGGAAACGCAAUGUCGGGUGCCGACCAAAGGGGAUCGUUCCUCGGAGCAAUCUCUCCCUGGAGCACCCCACGAAGUGCCACCCCUCAGCCGUCCACGCAAGAUCAUCUAGAAUAUAAAGGUGCAUUGCAGCGCUCUCAGGGAAACGACCACACAGUCACUGCGCGGAACUGGGUUAGCCUGUCACAAUAUCCUAAAGACUGCCCUCCAUUGAGGGCAAGAUGGUUUUAUGCAGUGGAUUCUCCCAAACGCAAACCGCUCACCUCAGAUGUCAAGACAAACACAGCUAAACAACUGCCUCUACCAAAGAAAUUUGUUCCUUUUUCUGUGAAAGAUUCACAGUCCAUCGAGGCCGCGUUCCACAAGCUCCCUAACCUCGAGAGUGCUAAAGAAGGCCAUCAAGAAUCAAGCUCUGCUCGGAAGGGCAAGGAAGAUGCCAUAAAGGUUCCAGUCAACGAGGACUACCUUUUUGACGUCAACGUGGAUGAGAGGGAGAUCAGUCCAGCGUACUGGAUAGGCCCUGUCUAUGAGGUUCGACGCGGAACCUGGUUUUUUCAGGAUGGAUCCACGCUUAAACCAUGUGAAGAAAACCUGGCAACUCAACUUGAGCAAGGGUAUCUGAAAGUAAAGCCAUGGCAGUCCCGGCAUGCUGCGAACCCGACACCUACACCGUCUUCGACCAAGAUAGAUGAAAAUGGUAAAGCUAGCCAUUCGCACGAAACAAGUUCUUCUGAUGGACACCAAUCUGGAGGAGUAGUUGGCGCGAAGCCCGAGCCUACCCAAAGCACCUUGCCUUCAGCAAAGGAACCACCCCACCUUCGCCUAUUCGGUGCCUACAUGAAUAGCACGGUAACAUAUACAGAUUCUUCGACCGCGCUGUUAAACCAGGAUGACUUCAUGUCGCGGGUGGGUAGCACUCUAUAUCUGAAGUUCGGCGGUGUUGCAGGUACAAGAGUCAUCCGCGGGUACAAUGAACUGAAUAAAGUCAACGGACCGAUCGAUACUCCGACUGUUGACAACAAGUCGGCAAAUAGAGAAGUGCCACAAAGGGACCGAACUCCGAUCAAACCUGAUACAUCAACAUUGGUUUCCAGGCAAAGUGAUGGUCCCGAAACUACUCAGGCAUCAGCAUUCCAGCCUCGAAAUUCAGGAAACAAGAAUGUGGUCUCAGAUAUCAGAUCUCCUCUUGAGCGUCAAAUGUCCUCCCUUGCUGGCGAGCCGCAGGAUACAACCGAGAUUGAGGAACAGGCACGCCAACAAGAGGAGAAGGAGAUGGAAGACUCGAAAGACGUAGAUGAAGAUGAUCGAGAACGGGAGGUCGAUCAUCUCAUUCUGGUAACACAUGGAAUUGGUCAACGCCUUGGCCUGCGACUUGAAAGCAUUAAUUUCAUUCAUGAUGUGAAUGUCCUGCGCAAAACAUUGAAGAGUGUAUACAAGGCCUCCCCUGAUCUUCAAGCUCUGAACUCGGGGUUUGCAGACAAUGACAGAAACUGUCGUGUCCAAGUUCUACCUGUGUGUUGGAGGCAUUUGCUUGAUUUUCCUAACAGAGAAUACAAACAGAAUCGCAAGGAACAUGAUCUAGCUGAUGUCGAUGAUCUCGAAGACGACCUCUACCCUAGCCUAUCGGAUAUCACUCUUGAAGGGGUUUCGUCUGUCCGAAACCUGGUCUCUGAUCUUGCGAUGGAUGUUCUUCUUUAUCAAAGCGCUUACUGUGAGCAUAUUGAGAGCAUAGUGCAGCAAGAAUGCAAUCGAAUCUACGAACUUUUCAAGAAACGAAACCCUUCUUUUCAAGGAUCAAUUAGCCUGUGUGGACAUUCUCUUGGAAGUGCGAUCCUGUUCGAUAUCCUUUGUGACCAACAGGAUGAUCCGGGUGCUGCUCAGCUUAGCUCUGGACAUCAUCAAAGCAAUAAACCCCUUCGUCAAGGCUUACGCGAAAAAAAUGGGUUCCCACUGGACUUCGACUGCGAAGAAUUUUUUUGCUUAGGAUCACCAAUCGCCUUGUUUCAGAUGCUCAAGGGCAAACGCAUUGCUGGUCGAUCUUCUGUUAGUACUGACCCUGCGAGAAGACCAAAUGCGGCCGGGAUUGAAUCUCAGGAAUCUUCUACCUCAGGGCAUCGUUCUGUUAAAAGUCGUCCUAGCGAUGCAUUGGAGGUCAUAUCGCCGACUGUGUCGUCCCCCAAAUGCCGGCAAUUGUAUAAUAUUUUCCACCCCUCAGAUCCAGUGAGCUAUCGCAUCGAGCCUCUAAUAUCUCCUGCAAUGGCGGCUCUCAAGCCGCAACCUCUACCAUGCAUCAAGAAAAGUCUGUGGGCGGUACCGGGUCAAAGUCUGUCGAUUAUCGGCACUCGUGUCGGCCAAAGUGUGGGGACUUUAUGGACGAACUUUGCGUCUGGUGUCGCAAGCAACUUACUGAAUCGAAGCCUUGGCUUGAAUUCGGAAGAUCUACCACCUCAGCCUACUCCGGGGACCGGAGGUAACCUACAUCAGGCAGACUCUCUGCGUGUUUCGAAUGCCAAUGCAGGUCAAUCUCGGACUCUCAUUGAACAGCAAUUGGUGACUCUUUAUGGUGGAUCUGAGAAGACUCAUGAAAAGGGAAAGGAGACGGGCCCACAAUCAUCUAGACCUGAAAAUGCUGCUGAGUCUCUCGACGUCGAUGAUCGUUCCAGGAGACUGAAGAUCGAAGACUCGAAGGUCAGGGCCUUGAACUCAAAUGCCCGUGUUGAUUACAGCAUACAAGAGGGCACCUUUGAUAUCUCAUUGAUUGCUAGUAUUGCCAGUCAUCUCUCAUACUGGGCUGAUGAGGACGUCAAUCACUUUAUGCUUUCACAGUUAUUAUCCGGGAAAUCUAAAUGAUAGAGGAUUUUAAGACAUCAUUUAGCAUAUUAAGAAGGGAAAACAGUGCAUUAAAAGAUUUAGUGGUUAUAAAAAGAUAAUGGUUAUUAUAUAUAUUGUUGUUGACUAUCUUGUUAAUAAAUAUAUAACUAUAAGAAGACACUGUACUGC
This is a messenger RNA of Penicilliopsis zonata CBS 506.65, 3262 nucleotides long. RefSeq lists its product as hypothetical. Gene Ontology annotation, molecular function: glycerophospholipase activity; metal ion binding. The coding region runs from base 275 to 3112 and encodes 945 amino acids. NCBI's taxonomy places the organism in Eukaryota, Fungi, Ascomycota, Eurotiomycetes, Eurotiales, Aspergillaceae. Gene Ontology annotation, cellular component: cytoplasm. The record is from RefSeq and is a predicted model, not a curated record. The transcript is spliced from 3 exons.